Nematolebias whitei (Rio pearlfish) is the source of this 887-nucleotide messenger RNA. RefSeq names its product post-GPI attachment to proteins factor 2. Gene Ontology annotation, biological process: GPI anchor biosynthetic process. NCBI's taxonomy places the organism in Eukaryota, Metazoa, Chordata, Actinopteri, Cyprinodontiformes, Rivulidae. The coding region runs from base 1 to 765 and encodes 254 amino acids. The record is from RefSeq and is a predicted model, not a curated record. The transcript has 5 exons. Gene Ontology annotation, cellular component: Golgi membrane; endoplasmic reticulum membrane.
AUGCUGCAGGGCUCAAAUAGUUUGGGGCAUGAGAAGCCCCUGGUCAUCAGGAUGUCCUUUGCCUGUUGUGUUCUGGGAUCUGUGUGCCUGCCAUUGCUUGGACUAAUAACAUGCGUCUCCAUAUCCUUUCUUUUUCAUUUUGAAGAUGCUACUGGUACACAUUGCCAGGUUCCAAAUUACCUGCCGUCUAUUAGUGCCUCGAUAAGUCUGAGUCCUGAGUGCUACAUUUGGCGGUUCUGCAUUGGACUGCACACUGCACCCAGGCUCCUCGUGGCCUUUACCUACUUCAGAUUUUACAAGACCCGCUUUGCUGCCAGGGUCCCUGAGAGUCCCCUCAGCUGCCUGAGCCUGGCUUUUUCAAUCUCUGAGAACCUUGGCCUCCUGCUACUCACUUAUGUGUCAUCCACGGAGAUGUACUUUGUGCACAAGGAAGGUUUCGUUCUGUUCAUUGUGAGCUCUCUGAUCUACAUGCUGAUAACAUGCCGCCUGUGGAAGUCUAUCAAGAAGUAUUCCAUAAGUCCCGAGGACGCCAAGUCUCAUCACUGGAAGGUGCGUUUCUUACUUCUCAACGUGUGCUUCUGCGUUUUCGCUGGAUUCUUUUAUUGGAAACACAACGUGUACUGUGAAUCAGGAAGUUACACAUUUUUUGCCCUGUUUGAGUACCUUGUGGUCGUCUCCAACAUGGCUUUCCAUCUGACAGCCGUGUGGGAUUUUAAAAGCCGGGAGAUUGUGAUAAUUUCAUCCUCUGAGGAUAAAGACUUCUGACUACAGUCUCAAGGACUACGUACUGAAAGCACGACCAAUGAACUGUCGGAUGAUAACAGCAAAGAUCUGGCUCAAGAGGACUGGGACGGUCUUUUCCACAUAUUUCCAUGAUGACAAGUCUA